This is a messenger RNA of Beauveria bassiana ARSEF 2860, 975 nucleotides long. RefSeq lists its product as uncharacterized. The coding region runs from base 1 to 975 and encodes 324 amino acids. The transcript is spliced from 3 exons. Lineage: Eukaryota; Fungi; Ascomycota; Sordariomycetes; Hypocreales; Cordycipitaceae. The record is from RefSeq and is a predicted model, not a curated record.
AUGGGUGAAACCCCGAUGGACCUCGCUAGCAUGGAUAAGCACUGGAAUUUUAGCAACUUUGAAGAAACCGACAUUGCCGCGUAUGUUGUCGCCGUGUGCAUCUGCGGUUACAGCGACAUGGCUGAUAUGGCACCCCUGAGGCUGCGCCGCGACUCGGACCACGACCCUGUUUUCGACUCGGACGGCGAGGACUCUGUAAUGCGCGGCACCUCCCGCGGUUCCGAGUCCAUCCUACAUAUCCCCCCCGGGACGCCCAACCACUGGGCGCUGCUGCUGGAGCUCCAGGGCGGACAGGGCCGAGCCGUCAAGCUUGAAGCCUCCCCGGCGUGGCAGCCGGAGCGGCCAGCACGUGAGGGCACGAUACUUGUGACGUCGCUUGCGGCCGGCUGGCACCAUGGCGACGCCAUUGUCAAGCGACUGCGCUUCACGGUUGUUACGCCCGAGAUGACGGUGCAGGCUGUCAUAGAGAACAUUUGUCACAACGCGCGUCAUCGCUAUCUGUUUACGGACGCGGGCGAGGGGUCACGGUACUGGGUACGCACGGUGAUGGGGGACCUGGAGGAGGCGGAAGUGCUGCGCGAAGGCGACGCCGAUGAUGCCGAGGAAGUGCUGAGCGUGGUGUGGCGGCGCCGCGGCGACGAUGCAGCCUACAUGCCGGAACCGGAGAGGAGCAGCAUCCGACGAGGCAUGUUUACGGACUGGACGAUACGCGGGCCGAUGAAUAAGGGCUUGUUUAGAUCAUUGGGUGGUCAGGCGACACUGCGUUCACUUGAUGAUGUGGUACCUUGCCUACCACCUACCUACCUGCCGCGGGGUCUGCAAGACAUGCGCGUCAACCCGCACAGUGCAGCAGUUCAUCGGAUAAACGGGCAAUUUACAAUUUGCGCUUUUCCCCUCUGCUUCAGUGUUGAAGAAGGCGGGGAGGGGGAAAAGGCAAUCGGUGCCGAAAAGCAACAUUAUGAGGAAUCAAUUUAG